UGGAGAGUACAAACAAAGUUUAUAUAAGACAGGUGGUGGACCAGGAAGUUCUGACUUUAAAAUGUCAGGCUAUAUGAAACGUAUUUUGGCUGUAGUUCGGAUUGGGAUGUCUGGCACUUGUUCUAAGUUUGAUUGCGAUUUUGAUUUACCUAACAGUAGUAAUAAGCUACUCACUGAAGACUCUAGCAGCAUUUCCUCUCAGGUCCCUAUUGUACCUACUGAAGUAAUAAGUAAUGAAGAUAUAGCAGCAGAGGAAAUAACUAUAGAUAAAGACAGUUCUGAUGCAGCUGAAAUUAUAAGCUUGAGCAGUUGGCAGACGUGGAAUCCACAGCAGUUGAGGCAGCCGAAAAGUAUCGAGUUGACAGUUCCUGAACCAAAUAAUACUGAUUUAGAAGACACGAAUGAACAGGUGACAAAAACUAUUGGAGUAACCCCAUGCUGCUCUAAUGAUGUCAAAAAAACGAGGAGGGUUAGUAAAGUGGAAUCCAUUGGUUCCAAAUUAAAAAAUAAAAGGGCAGUUCAUUUUGAAACACUUCAAGAGGAAUUACUGAAGAAAAAAAUUGCCCUUGUAGAGUUACAAACUCAGGUUCUGCAAGAAGAGAGGGAGCAGAAAAAAGGCCUGAUUGAGGCACAGAUCAAAAUAUUAAGGGAGGAAACAGAACAAAAAAAAAUAAAUAUUGCUGAAAAGCACAAGUUAGAAAUAGAUAUAUUGUUAGCUGAAUUAAAAAAUAAAAACUAA
This is a messenger RNA of Sitophilus oryzae (rice weevil), 739 nucleotides long. RefSeq lists its product as uncharacterized. The coding region runs from base 62 to 739 and encodes 225 amino acids. Lineage: Eukaryota; Metazoa; Arthropoda; Insecta; Coleoptera; Curculionidae. The record is from RefSeq and is a predicted model, not a curated record. The transcript is spliced from 5 exons.